ACGCGCAGGCGCAGUCCGGCGCGGGGGCUGGCAGGACAGUGUAGUGGCGGACAUGUCCGGGAUCCGGGGUUUGUCGCGGCUGCUGGGCGCGCGGCGCCUGGCGCUGGCCCGGGCGGGGCCGGCGGCCUUCCAAACAGGAACCCGCGGGUUUCACUUCACUGUCGAUGGGAACAAAAGAGCAUCUGCUAAAGUUUCAGACUCUAUUUCUGCUCAGUAUCCGGUGGUGGAUCAUGAAUUUGAUGCAGUGGUGGUAGGCGCUGGAGGGGCAGGCUUGCGUGCUGCUUUUGGCCUUUCUGAGGCAGGAUUUAAUACAGCAUGCGUCACAAAGCUCUUUCCUACCAGGUCUCACACCGUCGCAGCACAGGGCGGGAUCAAUGCUGCUCUGGGAAACAUGGAAGAGGACAACUGGAGGUGGCAUUUCUACGACACCGUGAAGGGCUCCGACUGGCUGGGGGAUCAGGACGCCAUCCACUACAUGACAGAGCAGGCCCCUGCCUCUGUGGUCGAGCUAGAAAAUUAUGGCAUGCCCUUCAGCAGAACUGAAGAUGGGAAGAUUUAUCAGCGUGCAUUUGGUGGACAGAGCCUUAAGUUUGGAAAGGGCGGGCAGGCCCAUCGGUGCUGCUGUGUGGCUGAUCGGACUGGGCACUCGCUGCUGCACACCUUGUACGGAAGGUCCCUGCGAUAUGACACCAGCUAUUUUGUGGAGUAUUUUGCCUUGGAUCUCCUGAUGGAAAAUGGAGAGUGCUGUGGUGUUAUUGCACUGUGCAUAGAAGACGGGUCCAUACAUCGCAUAAGAGCAAAGAACACCGUUAUCGCUACUGGAGGCUACGGGCGCACCUACUUCAGCUGCACAUCGGCCCACACCACCACUGGUGACGGCACGGCCAUGAUCACCAGGGCAGGCCUCCCCUGCCAGGACCUGGAGUUCGUUCAGUUCCACCCCACAGGCAUCUACGGUGCUGGGUGUCUCAUCACAGAAGGGUGCCGUGGAGAGGGAGGCAUUCUCAUUAACAGCCAGGGCGAGCGGUUCAUGGAGCGCUAUGCCCCUGUUGCGAAGGACUUGGCGUCUAGAGAUGUUGUGUCUCGAUCAAUGACUCUGGAAAUCCGUGAAGGAAGAGGCUGUGGCCCCGAGAAAGAUCACGUCUACCUGCAGCUGCACCACCUGCCCCCUGAGCAGCUGGCCAUGCGCCUGCCUGGCAUUUCAGAGACGGCCAUGAUCUUUGCCGGCGUGGACGUCACCAAGGAGCCGAUCCCUGUGCUCCCCACUGUGCACUACAACAUGGGCGGCAUCCCCACCAACCACAAGGGGCAGGUCCUGAAGCACGUGAACGGCCAGGAUCAGGUUGUGCCCGGCCUGUAUGCCUGCGGGGAGGCCGCCUGUGCCUCCGUGCAUGGCGCCAAUAGGCUCGGCGCCAACUCGCUCCUGGACCUGGUCGUCUUUGGCCGGGCGUGUGCCCUGAGCAUCGCAGAGUCCUGCAGGCCUGGAGAUAAAGUUCCUUCAAUUAAACCAAAUGCUGGGGAAGAAUCCGUCAUGAAUCUUGACAAACUGAGAUUUGCUGAUGGAAGCAUCAGAACAUCGGAGUUACGACUCAACAUGCAGAAGUCGAUGCAGAGUCAUGCCGCGGUGUUCCGCCUGGGGAGCGUGCUGCAGGAGGGCUGUGAGAAGAUCAGUCAGCUCUAUGGAGACCUGAAGCACCUGAAGACCUUUGACAGGGGAAUGGUCUGGAACACAGACCUGGUGGAGACCUUGGAGCUGCAGAACCUGAUGCUGUGUGCGCUGCAGACCAUCUACGGAGCCGAGGCACGGAAGGAGUCUCGGGGUGCUCACGCUAGGGAGGAUUACAAGGUGCGGGUCGACGAGUAUGACUACUCCAAGCCCAUCGAGGGGCAGCAGAAGAAGCCCUUUGAGGAGCACUGGAGGAAGCACACCCUUUCUUACGUCGACAUCGGCACCGGGAAGGUCACUCUGGAUUACAGACCUGUCAUCGACAAAACUCUGAACGAAGCAGACUGUGCCACGGUCCCCCCAGCCAUUCGCUCCUACUGAUGAGAGGAAAUGCGGUGACCACAGAAUCAGCUUUGUAAUUAUGUACAGUAGCUCACGCGCAUGUCAUGUCAUAAUGGCCUUUAUAAAACUCUGCACUUAGCUUUG
This is a messenger RNA of Microcebus murinus (gray mouse lemur), 2152 nucleotides long. RefSeq names its product succinate dehydrogenase complex flavoprotein subunit A (gene SDHA). Gene Ontology annotation, cellular component: respiratory chain complex II (succinate dehydrogenase). The record is from RefSeq and is a predicted model, not a curated record. Gene Ontology annotation, molecular function: electron transfer activity; flavin adenine dinucleotide binding; succinate dehydrogenase (quinone) activity. NCBI's taxonomy places the organism in Eukaryota, Metazoa, Chordata, Mammalia, Primates, Cheirogaleidae. Gene Ontology annotation, biological process: mitochondrial electron transport, succinate to ubiquinone; tricarboxylic acid cycle.